AGUAGUUUGUGAUCUCUCUACGUGGCAACAGGGCUGAUACUUUUUAUUUUCGUAAAAUUAAAUUGUAUCAAGUAGCAAGUUUGAGAGCAUAAUAAUAUUUUUAUAUUUAAUGCAGUCUCAUAGUGGUGCACAUUUAGGUCAUGUACCUGUUUUACAGUGGAGCCCCGAUAAGAAACAUAGUGAUAGAGAAAGGUGGAUAUGUAUUUACCCAGCUUAUAUCAAUAAUAAGAAAACGUUAGCUCAAGGAAGAAGGAUAAAUAAGGAUAAAUGCGUUGAAAACCCAACACACCAAGAAAUUAGAGAUGUAUUAGUGGCAGCAAAUCUUAAAAUAGGAGUUGAAAAUAAAUUAUAUAGCAGAGAAAAAAGCAAGGAACCUCUUUAUCGAGGCAGAAUUAGAGUUCAAUUGAGGAAUGAUGACGGAAGUUUGUUCAAUAGCGCUUUCCCAACCAGAGAGAGCAUAAUGUAUCAUCUUGGUGAAAUGAUUCCUAAAUUAAAAUCUAGACAAAAUAAAGGUGCAGGGGAAGCACCACAACAAGCAUCAACCAGCAAUAAGGGGAAAGGAAAGGGCAAAGGAAGGCGAUGAACUUAUCUACAAUAUGUUCAAUUUUGCACCUAAUAAUUUUUUACUUAUGUGAAAUUUUGAAAAAUACAAAUAAGUAUCAUAUUUGA
Molecule: messenger RNA, 669 nt
Organism: Leptinotarsa decemlineata (Colorado potato beetle)
Lineage: Eukaryota; Metazoa; Arthropoda; Insecta; Coleoptera; Chrysomelidae
Gene: Srp19
Product: Signal recognition particle 19
Biological process (GO): SRP-dependent cotranslational protein targeting to membrane; SRP-dependent cotranslational protein targeting to membrane, signal sequence recognition
Cellular component (GO): signal recognition particle, endoplasmic reticulum targeting
Molecular function (GO): 7S RNA binding
Source: RefSeq, a predicted model, not a curated record